This is a messenger RNA of Leptomonas pyrrhocoris, 358 nucleotides long. RefSeq lists its product as hypothetical. The transcript has a single exon. Lineage: Eukaryota; Euglenozoa; Kinetoplastea; Trypanosomatida; Trypanosomatidae. The record is from RefSeq and is a predicted model, not a curated record. The coding region runs from base 194 to 358 and encodes 54 amino acids.
AGAAAAAAGCUCGUUGGUGCUUAGAUCGCUUUUUUUUUCUUCUUUAGUAUUCCCUCUAUCCUUCCGUUCACUCCAGCGUGAAAGAGAAAACAACGAAGAUAGCGUUCGUUGAUUUCGUCGUCUUCGUUUUUUUUUUUGAUAUUCUUCUGAGCCUUCAUCCAUUUUUGGCCGUCUUUUUUUCUUCUCCUCGUGUAUGCUGGUGGCGUUUGCUCUUCUUCUUUUGACCUACCUACGGCUUCGGCGUACCAUAACUCCGUACAAGCUCAGGUGUGCGUGGAGAGGACAGGAUAAUAAAACACCAUUCAACAAGACGCUUUCUACCGUUGUGCACGACUUCUCACCUCGUCUAACCCAAUAA